UUCGCACAGCACAGCUUCUACCCUCAAAAAGUGCUGUUUGGUAAAAACUUAAAUUUUCAACCAAAAAUCAAGUAAAUUAUUGAAAAAAUUGGUUUAAGUGUGUAAUCAACUAUAACUAAAUACGUUUCAAUAUUGUUAUCUAGCAAUAUAGCUCGGAUGGUCUGUAGAAAUGUCGAUUUCGGAUGAUUAGCUGCUUUCACAUCGUCGACAAAGGCUCUUUCUUGGUGGCAUUAGAACAACAACAAGUGAAGUUGUAAGUGUAUGAUACUGCGCGUUUUUUGUUGAAUUCCGCCCCUCUACGGUAGCCGCCUGAUGGUGCAUUUUCAAGGCCGCUUCGCUAGCUAAGUUUGCCUUCUUGUACCUCAACGCACGAAAGCGUCACAGUUAUUAUGGUGGGUAUGAGUAACUUCACGCUGGAUCCGGCAAUAUUAGGCGCAGGAAGCAGCGGCGCUGGCCGGAAGCAUGAACUGGAACGCAAAGCGCUGGCGGAUGAGUUGCUCACGGUGGUGAAGGAGUGUCAGAAAAAGUACGGCAGCAAAACCGAACUUGCUACGGAAAGCGAUUCAAGGAUUGUACUGCUAUGUGAUACUUGGGAACGCGCGUUAUCGCAUGGACUGAAAUCAAGCGCGUCACUUUUAAAAAACGUGGCUGAUUUGGUAGCCGGAGGCAAUUUAGAAGCACCCAACUUUUGGGAUUUUGCGUUUAAGCAUCUGACCAAUCAUGAGAAGGAACGAUUUUCCACACUACGGCACGUUUGGACUAAUGGAGGCAAAGGGAAAGCCUUACUGAGGGCAAUUUUGAAUGAGCGCGCCUUGGAGCGGUAUAUUUUAAUCUGGCUGAGUGACGAACAAUUGCUGCAGGAGAACUACGAAGUUUGGGCGUUAAUUAGAGAUAAGGAAAUAACUGGUUUGUUACCGGAUAUGGCUGCAGGACUAAGUACUAUAUUGUUUGCUAUUGCAAUCGAUGCUCCGGAAUUGAAUGCUGUUAUUAAAAUUAAACCAGAAAAAUCCGAGCCUAUAAUAGCGACUCAGCGUCCAGCAAAUCCAGCUCGCAAAAUAAACAUAGUCCAACGAGAAAUACUCGAAGAAGGCAAAACUUCAUCUCCAGUUCUUAAUCUCUCCACAGCGCUGAUUCAGCCCGCCCAAAGGCGAACAGCUAACAUUGAUAUUAUAAGGGAGUAUACUCAUGUAGAACCUAACCAGCGAACACAGGAAGCAUACUCGGUUGAGGAUGCAUUGAAUAAUCUAGCCAUUAGUCAAGAAAUACGACGACAAUCGACACCAGCAGAAAGGGUAAAUUUAGCAUCCAAAUUCGCUAAUUCAGGAGCAAGUGUUAUAGCAACAAGUCCUGACUGCACAGCGUUGGAAGCUUCAGAAGACAGCAUCCUUGGGAACUUUUCGCUAGAUAUGUCCAACGCUACUACAACAGCCUCGAACACUUCCAGUACGUCCUGUUCGGCUUCUUCGGCAAACGAUCAAGCCCUCGAUGUUGAAAGCUACUUAGUAGUAGUUGACAAGUUAAAAAAGAAGCUGGCAGAUUCCGAAGAGCGGUGCCAAAUGUUGGAGGCUCGCGUAGCCGAACUUAGUCUAGAAAACCAUCGACUCCGCAUGCUGACCCGUCCGAAUCGGCUGUCGCUUAUGCAUUUCCAGAUUUCAAUCCCAAAAGCGAUCCUGCGGACGCCAGUCAGUGCCCGACGACGGGAGCAUUAUUGCUAUGAAAUUCGGAUAGCACCUGGAGGAGGCGAUGGUGGUUCAACCAUGGGAUCAGUAUCAUCAACCGACACUGUUUCCAACGAAGGGUGGUCCGUCUUCAGGCGGUACAGUGACUUCUACCGGUUGCAUAAACGACUCCAGCGAGAACAUCCCUCCGUUAAGUCUCUUGAUUUUCCACCAAAGAAGAAGAUUGGUAAUAUGAACCCACAGUUCGUGGAACAGCGCCGUCAGCGGUUGCAAGUUUACCUGAACAGUCUGUUCAUUGUCGUUAUGCCGGAAGUAUCGGCCUGCACUACCCGAUCCCAGCUGGAGCAAGUGUUUCCAUUUCUGCGUGAUGCGGUUCUGUAGAUCAUUGCGACUCUGCGAAAUAUCACGAUUAAGAAUAAGAUUAUACGAUUGUACGAGAACGGUAAAUCUCGAUUUGAUAUAAGAUUUUAAAACUAACGCUUAUAAAAUAACAAGUAGGAAGCUAAAGUUUACUACACCUUUGUCAAAUGUGUAGAUGCACAGACUAGUUCUUGCUUUCGUUCGAAUCAAAUUCGUUUCAAAGUAUUGGAGGUUCGUAAUCUGAACUUUUUGUAUGAAUAAUGAAUUCAGCCGUGAACAAAAAAAGGAGUGAUGAUACUAAUUCAAUGUAAGGGAAACGCAGUAUAUUUAACUGUUUAGAUCAGUCUUGUUUGGUGUUUAGAUGUUGAUAUAGUUAACCAAUUAUGUUUUGUAAAAAUAGAUGACUGUAUAAUUAAACUGAAUAUAUGCACCUUUUCUUAGUCA
Molecule: messenger RNA, 2483 nt
Organism: Wyeomyia smithii (pitcher-plant mosquito)
Lineage: Eukaryota; Metazoa; Arthropoda; Insecta; Diptera; Culicidae
Product: sorting nexin-29
Exons: 4
Coding region: 390-2060 (556 amino acids)
Molecular function (GO): phosphatidylinositol binding
Source: RefSeq, a predicted model, not a curated record